This is a messenger RNA of Engraulis encrasicolus (European anchovy), 527 nucleotides long. RefSeq names its product protein shisa-like-2A. The record is from RefSeq and is a predicted model, not a curated record. The transcript has 3 exons. The coding region runs from base 1 to 483 and encodes 160 amino acids. NCBI's taxonomy places the organism in Eukaryota, Metazoa, Chordata, Actinopteri, Clupeiformes, Engraulidae.
AUGACCGCUGUAUGUUCGAGCUACUACAACGCAAGCAAUGCAUUUGUGAACGGCUUCUCUUGUCCUAAACCAGAAAAUGACGCUCGGGCUACCUUCUGUUGUGGAUUCAUCGACAUGAAGUACUGCUGUGAUGACCCUAACAGCUUUUUCCCUUAUGAAUAUGGCUACAUGUGGUGGCUGAGUGUUGGCGCACUUGUGGGAUUGUCCAUAGCUGCAGUUGUUCUGCUGGCCUUUCUUGUAACAGUAUGUGUCCUCUGCUACCUCUUCAUCGUCACUAAACCCACACAUCCUGACAGUGGCUUGUCACUUAGAGCACUAGAACCCUCUGCAGCCCAAAGGCCUUCCGAGCCUCCAGGCGUGCGCAGGCUCUUCCAGAGCUGUAAGGUGGACUGUGACAGCCAGGCUUCAUCGGACCCGGAGUGCCUGUUCCAGCGUUGCUUCACAGCAACUGUGACCAGAGUGAACGAAUCUGCCCCCUCAUGAGGACUACCAUGGUGUUACUAGCUUUCUCUGGUCAGCCAUCUUGC